AUAGGGGAGCGGAGGUGGCGGCGGCGCUAGCGGCGGCCGUGGCGGCUUCCUUGGGUGUCUUCCAGUCUCCUCAGCUCGCCCUCUAGCCGGCAUCUCUCCCCUUCCCUCCCCCUUCCUUUUUUCUUUCCUUCCCUCCCCUUCCCUUCUUCCCUUCCCCGUCGGUGACCCGCCUGGCGGCUCCAGCAGCGACUGGGCCCGAGCUGUGAAGAGGCCUUUCUAAGCCAGCGAUAACGGCGACGGCGAAACCUCGGAGCGCGCAGGGCGGGGGCAAGGCCCGUGCCGUGGAGAUGGAGAAUUCUCAGCUAUGUAAGCUGUUCAUCGGCGGCCUCAACGUGCAGACAAGUGAGUCGGGCCUGCGCGGCCACUUUGAGGCCUUCGGGACUCUGACGGACUGCGUGGUGGUGGUGAACCCCCAGACCAAGCGCUCCCGUUGCUUCGGCUUCGUGACCUACUCCAACGUGGAGGAGGCCGACGCCGCCAUGGCUGCCUCGCCCCACGCCGUGGACGGCAACACGGUGGAGCUGAAGCGGGCGGUGUCCCGGGAGGAUUCGGCGCGGCCCGGGGCCCACGCCAAGGUGAAGAAGCUCUUUGUCGGCGGCCUUAAGGGCGACGUGGCCGAGGGCGACCUGAUCCAGCACUUCUCGCAGUUCGGCACCGUGGAGAAGGCCGAGAUCAUCGCCGACAAGCAGUCCGGCAAGAAGCGCGGUUUCGGCUUCGUGUAUUUCCAGAAUCACGACGCGGCCGACAAGGCCGCCGUGGUCAAGUUCCACCCGAUCCAGGGCCACCGCGUGGAGGUGAAGAAGGCCGUCCCCAAGGAGGACAUCCACUCGGGCGGCGGCGGCGGCUCGCGGGCCUCGCGGGGCGGCCGGGGCGGCCGCGGGCGCGGCGGGGGUCGCGACCAGAACGGCCUGUCCAAGGGCGGCGGCUACAACAGCUACGGCGGCUACGGCGGCGGCGGCUACAACGCCUACGGCGGCGGCGGCUCGUCCUACGGCGGCAGCGACUACGGUAACGGCUUCGGCGGCUUCGGUAGCUACAGCCAGCACCAGUCCUCGUACGGGCCCAUGAAGAGCGGCGGCGGGGGCGGCGGCAGCAGCUGGGGCGGCCGCAGUAACAGUGGACCUUACAGAGGUGGCUACGGCGGUGGGGGUGGCUACGGAGGCAGCUCCUUCUGAAAAGAUGGAGGCUGCCUGGGAGUGGCUAUAGGGGGUAGCUCUUUGAACCACCCAGCCGGGGGGUAAGUUCCCAAGUCCCUUCCCUCCCACCGCCUGCCCCGUUUUGCCCUUGGGCUGCCUCCCCAUGGGGGUGUUGCCCUGUCUGCCUGCCACCUCUCUUGUCUCUCCCGCUGAAGAUGGACUCGGCCCCAACAUACACAUUUUUGUGUUACAGUCAUUGAUGGACUCUAUUUUUUUAUUAUUACUUGGACCUUGGUCGUUUUUAUACUAGCAAAAUGUCUUGUUUUAAUUUGGGGGCUUUUUUUGGGGGGGAGGAGGGAGGGCGUGAACUUGCUGAUUCUGUAGCAAAACCUGGGCGGGGUUUGGGGUGGGGGGUAGUUUACUUUGUUGUAAGGACUUGAUAACCUGGCUACAGCGUUUUCUAUGAAAUCGACUCAGAUCCCAUGCCUGAAAUUUGGAAGCAUAUGUUAAAAAAAAAAGUAAUAAUCAUUUUUACGUUUUAUUUUUAAUAAAUCAUUGUGUUUGACCGUA
Messenger RNA from Elephantulus edwardii (Cape elephant shrew), 1706 nucleotides. It is a transcript of the gene HNRNPA0, whose product is annotated as heterogeneous nuclear ribonucleoprotein A0. Bases 288 to 1175 code for a protein of 295 amino acids. Gene Ontology annotation, molecular function: RNA binding. The record is from RefSeq and is a predicted model, not a curated record. NCBI's taxonomy places the organism in Eukaryota, Metazoa, Chordata, Mammalia, Macroscelidea, Macroscelididae. The transcript has a single exon.